AUGCUAGGCGGCGCAGGCUCAAGCCUCUUUGGGAACAUGUCAGGCAGUACUGCCCAAACAACGAGUUCUCCUGCUACCUCCGGUACCCUCUUUGGAUCCACUGGACAGGCUCCUGGUGCUUCUACGACUUCUAGCAUAUUCGGCAAUGCCGCACCUGGGUCUCUAUUUGGCGCUCCGACAGCUGCAGCAGCUGCUGGCCCAGCUACGGGCGGCACAGCUUCGGCGACAGCGCCAAAAGAUGGUAGCUUAUUUGGGUCGAGUUCAUCAAGUUCAGCACCCUCAUCAGGGGGUCUAUUCAGCAGUGGUACAGGCAUGCCUUCCACGUCAUCGGGAGGUCUUCUCGGGAGUAAUGCCACAUCCGGCGUAGGAUCAGGGGGCAGUGUAGCAAGUGGCGCCACGGGGUUCCUAUUUGGUAACACUACCGCCCUCUCUGGAAACACACAGAAUGCUCCACAAGGGAGCCUCUUCGGGGUAAGUGCAGGCGCAGCCUCCGGGCUGUCGAACGCCACAAAAUCGGGGUUAUUCGGCGGCGCUACUGCAAGCAACAAGCCAAACGAGCUAGGAAAGCCGGCGGGACUGUUUGGUGGACUCUCGACUACAGGAAGCACAGGGGAAGCUCCAAAAGGAGGCCUCUUUGGUAGUAGCAGCACCGCUGCAACCACGAGUGGCAAACCAGACUCAUCAUCAGGAGGACUGUUUGGCUCUUCUUCAGCGGCAGCACCUGAGACAAGUCAGCCUGCGGGAGGUUCCUCUGGCGGAAAGAGCUCGGCAGGUACGGCUUUGACUGGCACAGGAACACUUCCCGCUGGGCCCGUCGCCGGCAGUGGGACAGGUGAUGCUUCGAAGGGAACUGGCCUUUUCGGGAGCUUAGGGGAUGCAACAAAAACAGCCAGUGGUGGUAGUCUCUUUGCAAAUGCCGCUUCUGCCGUCGCUGCCGUCGGGGUUGCUAGUGGAGGGAGUGAUGGGAAGGGCAGCGGCUUGUUCGGAACCCCCUCUGGCGCCUCGGCAGCGCCCCAGCAUUCACAGACAGGCGGACAGGCAAACACAGCAGGGAAACCCUCUCUUUUUGGCUUUGCUGCAUCUGGAAGCAGCGGCAGUACUGGUGGCUUGUCUUCGGGGCCUGCAAAAGUUUCGUCAGAAGCAAAUAGUGGGCAGAAAGGAAGCGAAGAGGCUCCUGCACCAUCAUCGUCGGCCACCGAGCAGAGUACAACCGGCACGACCGGUGGACAGAGCCUGAGUUUGACCGGGGCUAGCAGCAACUCUGCUGCCCCGAAUGCUGCCCCAGCAGUCGGUUCCCUCUUCGGGGCUAAGUCAGGGAGCAGUGUUGAGUCGAACACAUCACCGGCGACGGGACCACCCGUACGAAGCACACCCGUGGUGCCCCCAGAAGAAGUUGCAUUAGAAACAAUGCAGCAUGAAAGGAUGGACGAUCUUUUGACAAAUUGGGAGAAGAGGCUACAAAGGAAAGUGGGGGAGUUUGAUGAGCUUGCCCAAGAGGUGGCUGCCGUAGAAGCGUCUCUUAUAACACAAUCACGAGCCCUAGCCACAAUUCGCGAAGAGCAGCAGCGAGUGCAUCGCCGGCAGUUGUUCGUUGGUGAAACCAUCGACAUGAUUGAGCAGCAGCAGAAUGACAUCUCAAACCUAUUGGCAUCGAUAGAAGGCAGCCUCCUAGCGAAGCUCUCCCCCCAAGAACAGCGGAGCAUCUGUUCCACCGUCGAGCAGAGUAUGUCAGAGCGUGUGCUAGAUAUUGACGCACAGAUGGACGAGCUAAGUGAUGCUAUCGCCCAAGCAGCUCGGAGGACACAGCCGGACCCCGUAGCUGCCAUUUCACAAGUGCUCGCGGUGCAUCAAGCCGCACUCGAAUCCGCCACUCAACAGUGUGCAAAGCUGGAGCAGUGCUUAAAAAGCCUCCAGAGAUUUGUUGCGUAG
Eimeria maxima is the source of this 1929-nucleotide messenger RNA. RefSeq names its product Spm1 (Nucleoporin) protein, related. Gene Ontology annotation, molecular function: phospholipid binding; structural constituent of nuclear pore. The transcript has a single exon. Bases 1 to 1929 code for a protein of 642 amino acids. Lineage: Eukaryota; Apicomplexa; Conoidasida; Eucoccidiorida; Eimeriidae. The record is from RefSeq and is a predicted model, not a curated record. Gene Ontology annotation, cellular component: nuclear pore central transport channel; nuclear pore. Gene Ontology annotation, biological process: protein import into nucleus; RNA export from nucleus.